ACGGAGCUGGCUCCCAGCCAGUGGCAGAAGCUUGAUGGGGAGGAACAAACGGAGCACGGAAAAAAAAAGAAAGAAAGAAAAAAAGCCAACAUGACUAACGGAUCGCGGAAGGGUGCGAGUCCUUAUGUGCUGGGAUCUCCCGGAAUGUAAGCGGAGGCAGCAGCAGCAGCCCCGGCGGCUCUUUCAGCCUCCGAGAGUUGGAUCUCCUUACUCCCAAAGCAGAUCUCUGCUGCUUUGGGGGGGGAAAGGGAAGGGUUAAGGAAGGAUAGAACAUGGCCUGCAUUUUGAAGCGCAAGACCAUUGUUGUAAUUGGCUUUGCAGUCGCUUUUCUAGUCGUCAUCAUUGCCCGCCUUACAAAUGAAGUCAACUUUCCUCUCAUGCUCAGCUGCUUUGGACAAUCCAGUGUCCAAUGGAUGCCAUUUUCCUAUACACAAAAACGACAUCUAAGGGCACACUAUGGAUACCUUAAUGUGAAAAACCAAGAGCCUCUGCAGCUGGAAUGUGAUCUCUGUGCCAUUAUUUCAAACUCAGGUCAGAUGACAGAACAGAAAGUAGGAUCUGAAAUUGACCAAGCUUCCUGUAUAUGGAGAAUGAAUAAUGCUCCCACCAAGGGCUAUGAAGAAGACGUUGGAAAAAGGACAACAAUAAGAGUUGUCUCCCAUACUAGUGUCCCUCUUUUGCUGAAGAAUGCAGACUACUUUUUCAAGGAAACCAAUAGUACAAUUUAUGUCAUCUGGGGACCUUUCCGAAAUAUGAGAAAAGAUGGAAGCGGCAUUGUAUAUAAUAUGCUGAAGAAGACUGUGGACAGUUAUCCUGAGGCCAAAAUCUAUGUGACCACUGAAAAACGCAUGAGCUACUGUGAUGAGAUAUUUAAAAAGGAAACUGGGAAAGAUCGAAUCCAGUCUGGCUCCUAUCUCAGCACUGGUUGGUUCACCUUAAUUCUAGCGAUGGAUGCCUGCUACAGAAUACAUGUCUACGGAAUGAUAAAUGACACCUACUGCAAGUCAGAAGGCUUUAGGAAAGUCCCAUAUCACUACUAUGAACCUGGGAGGAGUGAAUGCGAUGAAUACUUCCUUCAUGAAAAUGCACCCUAUGGAGGCCACAGGUUCAUCACAGAAAAGAAAGUAUUUGCCGAAUGGUCUAAGAAACAUACGAUAACAUUUACACACCCUAAUUGGACUUUGUCUUGAUGCUGGUUGUCUCAGACUUCCACAACAUAGGCCCUGGAUUUAUAUGACAAUCCUCCUUAGGUGAUAGCGCAGAAAGUGAUGAUUCUGCUGUGUGCUGUUUGUGUGUCUGUGUGUACUCAGCUGUGGAGGAUUCUUCUUCUUUCUCAUUUUAACUGGAUUUUUUUUUUCCUUAGAAGUUCAAUAUGGCCACAGCGUAUUUGCUAGAGGACUUCUGCUACGAGGGGAAAACACGAUCCUAUGCAAGCUCAGUGCUUUGGGUUCUGUGGAUAAUGUCUCUAGUACUUGAAUUUCAAUGAUAAAUGUUACUAUGAAAGCAACCCACCCACCUUUUGGGCAGUAACAGCCAGACAAAUCAGUCUUGUAAAUGUACAGUUUGCAUGGCUGCAGAUUUACUGCAAAUGAGCCACUUAGAGAUGUGCUAAGAAGAUCCUGAUUGCACUUGAUUUCUAUAAGAGGGCUGACUAGGUCUGAACUCAGAGACAAUCCAUAUGGCAGAAUGCCUCCAUCACCUCCAGGUGUUCUGACGUGGUCUCCAUUUUCUCAGCAUGUAUUUAUUUAAGUUAUAUCCCCUUUUUGGAGCACAACUAAGAAUGGAGUCUAAGUCCAGGUAUAUAGUUUUGGGCAAUGACAUUUCUUGUGAUCUCGAGCGAUUCUCAGUUCUCAAACAGUUACCUCACCAAGGGUGUUGUGAAGAGAAAUCAAUGCAGCUGCAGUGGGUUUUUUUUUAACCAAUCAAAUAUGCUUAUUUAUAUAUUUUUAUAUAAGUUCAUGGAUUCUUGGCACAUAUUCCUCCUUAUCUGCUAUUUAAGAAUACUAAACCCGUGUGUAUGAAAUCAUUUCUUUGAAACUCUACAGCGACAUUCCAACUCCAAAAGCUCGGUGUGGAUUAAUUUCUUCAAAAGAUUCUUUUUCGCAUAUUUUUCCCCCCUUUGAUGGUAAGAGAGCCUGGAAUGCUUAAUAGCUGCCCAUGUGUAAUUGAAGUGCUGCACGCCUUGUUUUAUCCAUGCCACAGAGAGCAUACAAAGCAUUCGAUCAUUUAAAUUCCAUUUUACUUAGAAAGAUUUAUUACAGAGAUAUAAGAUCUAAAAAGCAGGGAAGAAAGAAGUGACAGACAUUAUAGCGAAAUUUCAUUCUAUUUUUAAGUUAAGGAACCAUUUCAAUUUAUAUCAGAGGGGGUGUGUGUAAAACAGCUUAAAUAACGUCAAGUUCCAUAUCAUUUCUAAAAGUUCCUUUAAAAUCUGCAAAAUACUUGGAUAUCCUUACUGCAAUACUGUAAUCAUACUGCUAAAACUUGAAAAAAAAGGUGUAUUGAUCAUUUUUGUAUAAAAUGCUCAAAGAGGCUAAGUAUUGAACUCAUCCCACAUUUUGUAUUGCUUUGCUGAAUCAUGAAAAGGCGAUAGCAAAGUCAUAUUUUUUUACAUAUUAAAAAGUUUGUAUAAGGA
This is a messenger RNA of Pantherophis guttatus, 2632 nucleotides long. It is a transcript of the gene ST6GALNAC3, whose product is annotated as ST6 N-acetylgalactosaminide alpha-2,6-sialyltransferase 3. The record is from RefSeq and is a predicted model, not a curated record. Gene Ontology annotation, biological process: oligosaccharide metabolic process; ganglioside biosynthetic process. Gene Ontology annotation, molecular function: alpha-N-acetylgalactosaminide alpha-2,6-sialyltransferase activity. NCBI's taxonomy places the organism in Eukaryota, Metazoa, Chordata, Lepidosauria, Squamata, Colubridae.